AUGAAAAGGAUUGAUUACAGUAAAGAUAUGCCUUUUAGACAUCUUAUGUCGUCCUCUUCCAAUAAUUUAUAUGACUUAUGUUUAGCACAAUCUCCAUUUUGUCAGUUACAGCCAAAUAAUGAACACAGUUAUUCACGAUCUUGGCUAGACGAUCCACAAUUAUCGAAUGCGUUACCUCGUGUAACUUUAUUUGAGAAUAUUGGUGAUGAAAAUACGAAAACAUUUUCAACGACCAGCGAAUGUGAACAGAUGUACAUUGAAAUUGAAGAUACUGGCUUAGAAGAUAAAAUCAAUUGGCCUCCUUCAGUUAACAUAACAAUCCCGGAAACGAUUCGAUGUCGAACCGUACCAAAUUCAAGUGAUGAGGGCGAUAAUUUGUAUGAAGCUGUUUAUUGGCGUUUGACUACUCAUCGUCUAGCAUCAAAACUAGUAUCAGCUAUUGUCAAAUGUCCAAAAAAUGAAAGAUUGAUUCAUUGGCUUCAUGAAUAUAUUUGUGACAAAUUUGAUCGAACAUUGAUUCCAGUAUAUGCCGAUUUAUUUCAAAUUUUAUAUUCUGAGGUACAACAACUUUAUCCCAGUCAUAGUAUCAUAUUUAUAGGCUGGAAUGUUGCCGCUGUUUUAUCGUUAAAAGCGGCAUUAAAUUGUGCAAUUUCAACUGUUAUUUGUUUAUCAUUACCAUUUAUGAGUAUCUCCGAACAAACAAAAAACGAUUUAUUGACCAUUAAAUCUUCGAUUCUUUUUGUGAAUGGUCAAUAUUCAAAAUGUGAAUCUCUUGAACAAUAUCGUACCCGUUUACAAGUUCGAAAUGGUUUCGUACUUGUAAAUGAAUGUAAUGAAAAAUUAUUAAUGUCUGAAAAUGGAAAAUAUCGUCUACGUUUAACACAACAAGUUAUUGACAAAUUAAUCAUGGAAGAAAUCUUACAUUUCAUUAUGAUAUCAUCGAAAUUUCCAAAUAGUGCUAGUCAUUGCGUUUCCCAAGAUCGAAACAAUAAUAAUCAUCCAAACAGAGAACAAGAAGUCAACACACAAUCCGUUCGAUUUACAGAAAGUGACCUAUUUGAUGCUAGAAAAGAUUCAGACCGUGAAACGAGAAACGAUUCUGGUUCAUUUGCUUUCGAAGAGGAAAAUGAUGAUUUCUUUCUAUACGUGGGUGAUUCAAAAGAUAAAUUAAAUAAUAGCAAUAUUACGUUGGCUAUAGCGCCUGAUCAAGAUCCAAAUAGUUUAUUUCUUAAUUCUUCGACAAUACCCCCCUAUUUUCCAUCUACAAAUUCAACAAAAUUAUUACAAACUACGACAGCAGCAGCAUCAAGAAAACGAAAAUAUAAUUUAAUCAAUUUACUUGACGCUGAUGAUGAACAACAACGGCAUGAAGAUGCUGAAGUAAUUGAAACUGAAUCAACAAAAAUGAUCUCUUCAGAAACAAUGUUAAAACGAUCACGUGGACGUCCACCGUUAAAUAAAUCUACAUUGAACGGAACUACUUCUACCUUCCAUAAACCGAUCACUACAAACGAUACUGAUGAUGGCGAUUGGAAUCCAGUAGUCGAAAAACGCUUAACGAAAUCAAAACGCAAAUUAACACCAUUGACUACAACAUCGCAACUAAAUCAAACACAACCAUUACCCAUUGCUCAACAACCCGUAGUGGCAAAAGCAAAACGUGUAUCAAAGCCAAAAAAAUCACCACGAAAAUCAGAUGCAUCAAGUGAAUUGAUUAAUUUGAUUCAUAGUAUGCAACAGCAAAAGUCAGUAUCAAAUAAUGGGACAAAAGUCCCGCUUGAUAUACUAUCAAGUUCAACGUACAAACAUACUAAUAAUAGUACUAUACCGGCAUCACCAACAAAAAAACAAGGAAGAGUUUUUACGAAUAACGCUCUUAGUCCAACGACUGGACGGAUUUUAAAAAUGACUCGUCAUUCGAAAAAUGCCACUGCUAACACUGUGUAUACGUAUCAUGAGAAGAAGAAAGAUUCUUCGUUUAGUGGUUAUGGUACAUUACAAUUGCGUUUAAGUAAAGACGCCAUUAAAGAAUUUGAUUGUUGUAAUUUAACAUUGCAACCAUGUCGAGAUCCUGUUAUCACACAAGAUGGUUAUUUAUAUGAUAAAGAAGCAAUAUUAGAGUAUAUUGUUCAUCAGAAAACGUUGAAUGCUCGAAAAUUAAAAGAAUAUCAAAAACAAUUAGAUAAGCAACAACAAGAUAUUGAUGAACAAAAUGCCGAUCUUUACCAGAUAAAAUUAAAUAAAUUUUUGGAAAGAGAAUCGACAUACUCUGUAAAUCAAUCAAUUAAAGCAUUAAUGGAACAAAAAGUAUCAUCAUCAACAUCUACUCCAUCAUCCGUCAUGUCAGCACCAACGUCAUCCAGUAGAAGUUCAACAUCAAGUAAAACACUGAGUAAUAUGGAAGGAAAUCAAGCCAGACAGUUACCAAGUUAUUGGGUACCAUCACUGACACCAGCAGCGAAAACGGAACAAUUAAAAAAACCCGAUAAUAAAGUAUACUGUCCAAUGUCCGGUAAACCCAUUGCAAUGAAAGAUUUAAUACCAGUCAAACUAAAAUUGGCCAACGACGUUGAUCCAAGUAAAAAAUCAUUGGUUGCCUACCGAGAUCGGUAUGUUUGUGCAGUAACUGGAGAUGUGUUAGGUAAUUCGGUACCAUGUGCUGUUCUACGAACAUCGGGCAGCGUAGUUACAAUGGACUGUAUUAAUAAACUAAUCAAAAAAGAUAUGCUUGAUCCAAUAAAUGGGUCUCGUUUGACAGAAAGAGAUAUUAUCUUAUUACAAGGUGGUACAGGUUAUUCUGCUAGUGGAGCCCAACUUGAUGCAAAAUUGCCGGGACCUGCGAUGCAAUAG
Didymodactylos carnosus is the source of this 2850-nucleotide messenger RNA. NCBI's taxonomy places the organism in Eukaryota, Metazoa, Rotifera, Eurotatoria, Philodinida, Philodinidae. The record is from the annotation of a GenBank genome assembly.